Molecule: messenger RNA, 1153 nt
Organism: Panicum virgatum (switchgrass)
Lineage: Eukaryota; Viridiplantae; Streptophyta; Magnoliopsida; Poales; Poaceae
Exons: 3
Coding region: 266-655 (129 amino acids)
Source: RefSeq, a predicted model, not a curated record
CCCCAGUGCUUUUCCCCUGCCGCCGCCACACAGAGAAGAGCCAAGAACCGAGGAGAGAAGGGGGAAGAAGGAGGGGAGAAAUAGAGGAAGGAGGAGGAGAUCAGUUGCGCCGUCACGCCAGGAGGAGGCCAAGAAGGAGGAUGCCGUGCCGCUGGAGCCGAGGACGCCGCCGCCGCUGAAGCUUCACCGCGCCGGCGCCUGUACGUCGUCACCAACGAACCCGCGCGGCACUGCACGGCCACGCCAUCGCCUGCACUGACCCGUCAUGGCGCCAAGUCCCUCUUCCCCAGACCCGCUGGUGAGCCUGCCGUACGCCGCUCCCUUGUUUCCUGUUGCCGCCGUAGUCCGCCUCCAAGCCAUCGCCGUCCCGCCGGUCGUCGCAGCUCCGGGACACCGGACCCCUGCACGAGCCGCGCGGCCACGCCGCGGCCUCGGGGAGCCGAGUUUAAAAUUUGUCAGGAAAAGCCACGCUUCUGCUUUGACAGAGGGUGCAGUGGAUUCUGAUGCAUCAUCAGUUGAUGAAUCCCCAGCGGGAGAUGGGUCGAUGCUGAAGAAUCUCAUUUCACAAGAGGACUCUGGUGCUUCUUCUAAAGCUUCUCGGUCGUUUUCCCUGCUGUCACCAUUCCGCAGCAAGCACAAGGUGAUUGUACUGUGAACAUGGAUCAGCAGCAGUUGGUAGGAAUAUCACAGUACAGUACAUACUUUGGGGACGAGUUUGGAACAGCAUCGUUUUUCUUUCUAGUAUAUACAUGUAUGUAUACGUAAUUACGUACAUACUAAUAUACUAUACGGUGGCCUCGUCUGUAAACAGCCUAUGUGAAGCGUAUGUAUGAUGGUUGGUUUGCAUUGCAUUUGUACAUUCCUGCUGUUUUGUACCCAAACUAUUAGUGGUGUCGAGUAUGAUUGUGAAAGGAAUAUAAUACAGCCUGUCAGCAGAGUUAUUAGUUCUUAAAACCCAAGAUUUGCAAGUAUUCUUAAACAUUUUUUUUAAUUCUCAGCUAGGUCCAUAAACUCUGAAGUGAGCACCUAGUUUAUAAUUCUGGCUUUGUUCCACAGUUGUUCCAUACAUGGUAUCAUUCUAGCUUUGUUGUAAAUAAUUGACCAUGUUUGUAAAGAAUACCAAUAUUUAUGUAUUAUUCUAGUGUCCGUAUUA